AUGCUGGGAAAGGGCAGUUUCCGUUAGCUGGUGAAGGCUGAGGCGCGCCACUGGCCACCUCCCCACGUGAAACAGUUGUAGGAGCAUCGCCUCGUCAGGCCGCUGUCUUCCCGCGGCGGAGCGCCCCGGAAACGGCGGGGAACCGGAAGUGGCCCGCGGAAGCUCCAGAGCGAGUCUGGGGAUCGGGAAUCGGGUGUGAGGCGGCGGGAGCUCUGAGACGACGCCAUGUCCCUGAUCUGCUCGAGACUCCAGAUGGACAGGUGACAGAGAUCUGAGUGAUGUGUGUGCUUUCCUGUCGUGUGCCUAGCCAGCCAUCUUUGUUCAAAAAUGAGACGGGCAGGGCCUGCUGUCCACUCUACACAUGCCUGUCUCCAAUGAGGUGCCAGAGCACCCCUGCGUGUCCCCGGUCUCUAAUCAUGUAUAUGAGAGGCGACUCAUUGAGAAGUACAUUGCAGAGAACGGCACAGACCCUGUCAACAACCAGCCUCUGUCAGAGGAGCAGCUCAUUGACAUCAAAGUUGCUCACCCAAUUCGGCCCAAGCCUCCCUCUGCCACCAGCAUCCCAGCCAUUCUGAAAGCCUUGCAGGAUGAGUGGGAUGCCGUCAUGCUGCACAGCUUUACUCUGCGCCAGCAGCUGCAGACAACCCGCCAGGAGCUGUCCCAUGCUCUGUACCAGCACGAUGCCGCCUGCCGUGUCAUUGCCCGUCUCACCAAGGAAGUUACUGCUGCUCGAGAAGCCCUGGCUACCCUGAAACCACAGGCUGGUCUCAUUGUGCCUCAGGCUGUGCCGAGCUCUCAGCCGAGCGUUGUGGGGGCAGGAGAGCCCAUGGAUUUGGGUGAGCUGGUGGGAAUGACCCCUGAGAUCAUUCAGAAGCUUCAAGACAAGGCCACUGUGCUAACCACAGAGCGUAAGAAGAGAGGAAAGACUGUGCCUGAGGAGCUGGUGAAGCCAGAAGAGCUGAGCAAAUACCGACAGGUGGCAUCCCAUGUGGGCCUGCAUAGUGCCAGCAUUCCCGGGAUCCUUGCCCUGGACCUCUGUCCCUCUGACACUAACAAGAUUCUUACUGGUGGGGCAGAUAAAAAUGUUGUUGUGUUUGAUAAGAGUUCUGAGCAAAUCCUGGCCACCCUCAAGGGCCAUACCAAGAAGGUCACCAGUGUGGUGUUUCACCCUUCACAGGAACUGGUGUUUUCUGCCUCUCCAGAUGCCACUAUCAGGAUAUGGUCAGUGCCGACCACCUCUUGUGUACAAGUCGUUCGUGCCCAUGAGAGUGCUGUGACAGGCCUCAGCCUCCAUGCUACUGGAGACUAUCUCCUGAGCUCCUCUGAUGACCAGUACUGGGCCUUCUCUGACAUCCAGACAGGGCGUGUGCUCACCAAGGUGACAGAUGAGACCUCCGGCUGCUCUCUCACCUGUGCCCAGUUCCACCCUGAUGGACUCAUUUUUGGAACAGGAACUCUGGAUUCCCAGAUCAAGAUCUGGGACUUGAAGGAGCGCACCAACGUGGCCAACUUCCCUGGCCACUCUGGUCCCAUCACCAGCAUCGCUUUCUCCGAGAAUGGGUACUACUUGGCCACAGCAGCUGAUGACUCCUCUGUCAAGCUCUGGGACUUGCGCAAGCUGAAGAACUUCAAGACAUUGCAGCUAGACAACAACUUUGAGGUGAAGUCACUGAUCUUUGAUCAGAGCGGAACUUAUCUGGCCCUUGGGGGCACAGACGUCCAGAUCUACAUCUGCAAGCAGUGGACGGAGGUUCUUCACUUCACAGAACAUAGUGGCCUGACCACUGGAGUGGCCUUUGGGCACCAUGCCAAGUUCAUCGCUUCAACCGGCAUGGACAGGAGCCUCAAGUUCUACAGCCUGUAGGCCCGGUGCCUUCUCGUGGAUAUUGGGUCUCAUCUCAGUAGUGGGAUAGAGUUAGGGGUAGGGGGUGGGUGGGG
Messenger RNA from Nannospalax galili (Upper Galilee mountains blind mole rat), 1938 nucleotides. It is a transcript of the gene Prpf19, whose product is annotated as pre-mRNA processing factor 19. Gene Ontology annotation, cellular component: U2-type catalytic step 1 spliceosome; Prp19 complex; cytoplasm. Gene Ontology annotation, biological process: mRNA splicing, via spliceosome; protein ubiquitination; DNA repair. Gene Ontology annotation, molecular function: ubiquitin protein ligase activity; protein binding. Bases 362 to 1864 code for a protein of 500 amino acids. The record is from RefSeq and is a predicted model, not a curated record. NCBI's taxonomy places the organism in Eukaryota, Metazoa, Chordata, Mammalia, Rodentia, Spalacidae. The transcript has 17 exons.